ACGAUCGAUUUUAAUGGCUUGGAAAUGUCCAAUCGAUGACCUCUGAAGCUGCUAGUGAGGUCUGUGCUCGUGGCUUAUCCGUUCAGUGAGAUUUCAGUGGAAAGAGACAGUAAGCAAACCGAGAGAAGAGAGAUGGGGCGCCGGUCCUCAGACAGUGAGGAAGACUCUCGCAGCGGCCGGAGGAGGAAGAAGCACCGACGUCGCUCCUCUUCCUCCAGCUCUUCCGGGAGCCGCGUGACCAGCCGUUCCAAGCGCUCCCGAUCCUGCUCCCGCGACAGAGACAGAGACAGAGACCGGCGGCGCCGGAGGCGGUCCAGCAGUAGCUCCUCCCACGAGUCGUCCCGGAAGAAGAGGAGCCGCAGCCCAGAGAGGAACAAGCGCCGCUCUCGGAACCGCUCCCGGAACCGCUCCAGGAACCGCUCCCGGAACAGGAGGUCUCGCUCACGGCACCGGCGCUCACGCAGUCACAGCAGGUCGACCCGCAAACGCAGGAAGGGGAGGAGCCGGGAGAAGGGGCGGAGCCGGGAGAAGGGGCGGAGCCGGGAGAAGGGGCGGAGCCGGGACCGGGAUCGAGAGAAAGCCAAAGAGAAGGAGCCACGACCAACAGGGGAUGGCGCGAGCAUCAAAGCGGCAUUAGAACAUCUGACUCCGGUAGAGAAGGCGAAAGCAGCACUCCAGCUGGUUCUCCAGGCUGCAGCCAAAACCGAUGAGGUCCUGAAAGCCAAGGAGAAAGAGGAGGAGCAAGCGCGGAAAAAGAAGGAAGAAGAGGACACGUCUCUGGAGGACCAGGUGCGGAGGAUAAAGGACAUCGAGGCCAUCAACAGCGACUCCUUUGUUCCGCAGGCUUUCAAAUCAACCCGGGACAGCAAGAAGGUGUCUGAGACCGUGGAAGUGAAGGAGGAGGAGGAGCCUGUGGCCCCGCCCCCUGAGAAAGAGGAGGCGUGUCUCCCCACAGGCAUCCGUUACCAUGACAGCGACUCCCUGGCACACCCCAGCCUGUUUUUGGAGAAGGAGGUGGCGGAGGAGCGCUGGCUGAGCAGACUCAUCUCCCUGAGACAGGAGAGGCUCAUGGGAAGCCCUGUGCCGUGACCCAGCCGUCUGAUUGGACAAGACCAACAGCACAGCUUAGGGCACCUGAAUCGGACCCAACAGGAGCUGCAGCUGUGUGUGUGUGAGAGGGAGAGAGAGAGAGAGAGAGAGAGUGAGAGAGUGAGAGAGUGAGAGAGUGAGUGAGUGAGUGAGUGAGUGAGUGAGUGAGAGAGUGAGAGAGUGAGAGAGUGAGUGAGUGAGAGAGUGAGUGAGAGAGUGAGUGAGUGAGUGAGUGUCUCACACCACCUGUGAGCAGAGCAGGCAGGUGUGUGUGUCUGUUUGUCUGUCCUGUUUCAGGCCAGGUUGACCUCACUGAAGCCUUUCUGAACUCUCCUAACUGUUUCUCAGUGAUUUGUAUCUUCAGGAAUGUGUGAUUCUGUUCGCUUAUGUUUUAGAUGUCUGUGUAGAAAUGUGGGGUAAUUGUGCCGGGUGAAUUUAUGAAUAAAAGGUGGAAACUG
Molecule: messenger RNA, 1547 nt
Organism: Conger conger (European conger)
Lineage: Eukaryota; Metazoa; Chordata; Actinopteri; Anguilliformes; Congridae
Gene: rsrc1
Product: arginine/serine-rich coiled-coil 1
Exons: 10
Coding region: 133-1089 (318 amino acids)
Biological process (GO): alternative mRNA splicing, via spliceosome
Cellular component (GO): nucleus; cytoplasm
Source: RefSeq, a predicted model, not a curated record